Messenger RNA from Plasmodium gonderi, 675 nucleotides. RefSeq names its product variable surface protein. Bases 1 to 675 code for a protein of 224 amino acids. NCBI's taxonomy places the organism in Eukaryota, Apicomplexa, Aconoidasida, Haemosporida, Plasmodiidae. The record is from RefSeq and is a predicted model, not a curated record. The transcript is spliced from 3 exons.
AUGAAAAAAAAACGGUGUUUCAUGGUGAUGAUUGAAAGUAAUAGAAGUGAUAAAACGAAUGAAUUUUAUAUAAAACUCAUUAAUAUAGUAAAAGGUUAUGGCAGCAAUAUGUGCCACAAUUAUAAGCAUUUUGCUAUUUCAGAAGAUAAAUUGAAAAAAUUGAACGAUUUAAAUGACAUGAAUAACAUGAUUUAUUACGUAAUAAAUUCAUCUUACCCGUCUGGCAAAAGUAAGUGCGAUUGCCUUGUUGCAUGUUUAAAUAUAUAUGAACAACACCAUAAAACUUGUGAAUCCCGCACUCAAAGUUAUUUUUGUGAAGCAUUAAAUCAUAUAAAAGAUCAGUAUAAUAGAAUACCAAAUUUAACUAAUGAGUGUAUUAAUGUAAAAUGCAAUAAGUUACCUUGUGAAAAAAAUGAGAUCAUACGGUUACACUCUCCAAGAACUAGUAAAUCCAAAACUGCUAUGAUAUCAACUAUUCUAAUAUUAAUAAUACCCGUUUUGUUAUUUAUAAUUUAUAAGUUCACGUUAUAUAAUUCAUGCCCGCAUCGUGGAAUAAAAAAUAUAAUGAAUGAAUGGCAUCUUCUCAAAGGUGCAAAGAAUAUAAUGCAAAAUUCAGAAAUAUCUAGAAGAAUAUCUUGGAAUAGUAGUUAUAAUAUAUUGUAUAAUUCUCCUUAG